Lodderomyces theae is the source of this 591-nucleotide messenger RNA. RefSeq lists its product as uncharacterized. The transcript has a single exon. The record is from RefSeq and is a predicted model, not a curated record. Lineage: Eukaryota; Fungi; Ascomycota; Pichiomycetes; Serinales; Debaryomycetaceae. Bases 1 to 591 code for a protein of 196 amino acids.
AUGUUGAUCCGAAUCUGUAUAAUCAUUACACUCUUUAGAUGGUCUACUGCUGAAAUUGGCAUUCCGAAGGAGACAAUUUCAGUGCACGCUGUCUCAAACAGACCCACUGCAACUGCAACUGCAUCAAAACCAAACAUUUGCAAGCAGUCUGUUGAAGAAACAGGACAAGUCAGGAUGGAGACAUUUGGAGGCGAUUUCGCUACAAUGACUACUAGUAUCUACCGCCGUGAGGAAUUAAAAAAUUGGGGAGAAGGUGAUGGUGAUGAUUGGGUGCAAUCAAACAGUUUUGGGUCUACAAGCACUACAAGCACUACAAGCACUACCCUGGAUUUGUCUGAUGGUGAAUUUGGAUUCCUUUCUCUUCUCAUAUUUGCACCAAUUAUUCUUGCCCUCGUGGGGAUGGUGGUCAUAGCUAUCAUAUUAGCUCUAGUUGAAUUGAUUCUAAUGUGUCUAGAAUGCUGUUUUGGGUCAAAGGAUGAACACAUUCAUGGCGAGAACAACCGCCAAACAAGUGAAGUUCGUAGAGCAGAUAAUGUGUUGCCACAACCCCCGCCCGCUUAUCUAAGAAGUGACGAAGAAACGUUGGUUUAA